This is a messenger RNA of Coregonus sp. 'balchen', 816 nucleotides long. The record is from the annotation of a GenBank genome assembly. NCBI's taxonomy places the organism in Eukaryota, Metazoa, Chordata, Actinopteri, Salmoniformes, Salmonidae.
AUGAGAUGCCUGUUGUGUUUACCGUACUGUUUGUUACAUGCGCGCUUAAUCUAUGCGGCUAUUUUGAGGAAAACUCUCCACCUGAAGGGAAAGCGUAUCAUUGAGUUGGGCGCAGGGACUAGCAUUGUUGGCAUUUUGGCAGCACGAUUGCGUAAUAUGUUGGUUCAUUCUUUGUCCAUCCAGUAGAGGUCGGUAAUGAUGUUCAGUAGCAGCCACUGUUUUCAGUAGCCUGAAUCAUAAUUGUUAAAUUUUGUUAUAUCCAUUAAUAUAUUUUUAAUAGCUGUUCCCAUCACACUGUUCCAUCAUGUCACAAACAUUAGCCUACAAAUGCACUUUUCAAAGACUUUGAAACACUAAAAAAGGUUUAAAUCACGCAAUCAUUUAUGGGGUAUUUACCUCAUAUUUCCCACUCUCACAGGAGCGGAUGUGACCUUGACAGACCUCCCCCUUGUUGUCCCUCAACUGCAAAGCAAUGUCUCUGCAAACAUGCCAUCUUCCGGCUGGCCUUCUUUCGCCCCCUCUGUCCUCCCCCUCUCCUGGGGCCAGUACCAGGCCAGCUUCCCCUCAGACUGGGACCUGGUGCUGGGUGCAGAUAUUGUGUACCUGGCUGAGACUUACCCCCUCCUUCUGGACACGCUGGCUCACCUGUGCAAGGACGGGGCUGUGGCAUACCUCUCAUCCAAGAUGCGAGGAGAGCACAGGACACCUGGCUUCUACAGAGACACUCUGCCACAGAGGUUCCAUGUAGAGCUGGUGCACCGCGACCCCACACAGAACAUCAACAUCUACCGCGCUACUCAGAGAGGGAAACAGUGA